This is a messenger RNA of Rhagoletis zephyria (snowberry fruit fly), 1974 nucleotides long. The record is from RefSeq and is a predicted model, not a curated record. Lineage: Eukaryota; Metazoa; Arthropoda; Insecta; Diptera; Tephritidae.
UGGCUGAAUCGAAUCCUCAAAGUGCCCGAUAUCACAGUGGACAACUUCAUGGACCGCCUCGACAAUGGAGUCAUCGUCUGCAAGCUCGCCAAACUGAUUGAAAUGGAGUGCAAUCUGGUGCUGCCCAAUGGCUCACUGGCUGCAGCAGGGGCUGCCAAGACGGGCACUGCCGCCGCCCUCAAUGGAUCUCAAACGCCGCCUCGAACUGAGUCGCACACGACCACGCCGACGUGGAGUACACCGGGAAAAUCAAUACAGGAAAUUCCCAAGCACUUCUACGUCAGUGCGUCCCAUCGUGGCAAUCGAAUCAGCUCAGUGGACAGUGCCAGUGGGUCACCCUUUGCCGCCGGUGGCUCAGUGCCCUUUACCGCCGCCACAAUGAAGUGCUGGGAGAACGCCAAAUCGCGCACCUUCUUUGCCCGUGAUAAUGUCUCCAACUUUCUCAACUGGUGCCGACUGUUGGGCGUCCACGAUGCUGUCCUUUUUGAAACUGAAGAUCUCGUCUCUCAUGUAAACCAGCGCCAUGUGGUGCUCUGUCUACUGGAGGUGGCUCGCAUCGCCUGUACGCGACACUCCUUCAGCCCAGCACCCGGUUUGGUUGAGUUUGAGCAGGAAAUUGAUCGAGAGAUUGAACGAGAGCUUAAGCGGGAAGAGGAGAAGCAGAAGAUGAAAGAGCUGAAGGCCAAUAAAACGACUGCUGCUGAGGUGCUGCACCCCAAGAAACCAGCACACUUGAAGUCGAGUGAUCUGCAGCAGGCGACACCAAAGGAUGUCCUCCUUGCAGAGAGCCUCAGUGCAGGAAAGAUCGAUGAAGCGCUUCCGGAAGUGGACCAGGGUGUCCAGUUGGAGGACUUAGAGGAGGAAGACGAGGUGACCUUGCACAGUAGUCGGCCACUCAGCUCCAAUGCCGACGAAAUUGAUCGCGGCUCUUCGCUGAUGGACGAGGAGACUUCAGCCACUGAAUCGGAGGAGCAUCAGUGCAACAACACUGUCUCUUCGCCGGAAAUUCGGUCCCCCUCUCCUGCCAACUCCAUCAUCUCCUCAGCCAGCUCGACGUACCUGGAGCCGAACAUGGUGAGCUGCGGUGGCUCGAGCGUCAGCGAUGCCGCUUCUCACUCCUCCACUCCGACGCCAAUGACGUCUGAAUUGGAUCACAAGGUGAUGCUAAUUGCCAAAACUUACUACGGCAAGGAGGCCAGACAAGGUGUUCAGCGGCUGUCUGAAGGAAAGUACAAAAUUGCCAACCGAAUCGUGUUUGUUCGUCUCCUCAAAGCUCGCCACGUGAUGGUUCGAGUGGGCGGCGGGUGGACCACACUGAGCGACUUUCUCAUUCGCCAUGGCGGCGAUCCGGACCACCAGAUACUGCCCGAUGAGCUGCUGCCGCUGGACACCAAACCGAGCAGCUCCCAUCCCCGCCGGCGCAGCAGCAGCACACACACUCUAGUCAUUCCGGGGAACGUGCUGGGAGCCUCGUCCGCCUCGUCGCACUACCACUCGAAAACGCCCACACCCACCCCAGACCUGACUGCCCUUCACAACUCACGCGGCUCGGUGACGCCGACCACUGCCUCCUACCACCCUUCCAGUCGCUACAUCAACUCCACCCCGGUCAGUCGGCGAAGCAGCAUCUCCAGUCCCGAGCCGUCCAUUGGCUCCUCCACCAGUGGCUACUCCUCCAGCGGCAACUCAUCCUUCGCAAAGAAUGCCCAGGGGCACACUCCGAAUGCGGACACGAAGAUUCCCGUCCUCCGUCGUCGUCAACGGCUGCCGUCGCUGCAGCUCAACCACGAUCCAUUUCGAUACCGCUCCAACAGUAGCCUCAGCAUCUCCUCGCUGCCUCGCUCAACGAGCACCAUUCUCAGCGGCCCUGGCUCGGGAGAGCUCUCCUACAGCAACAGCUCAAUUCCUCGCAGCAACACCACGCUCAGUGGAAGCUUUAUUUCGAAUUCCGCGUUUUUUGAGCUAACAAUCUAA